Thalassophryne amazonica is the source of this 5016-nucleotide messenger RNA. Its product is annotated as NCK-interacting protein with SH3 domain-like. Gene Ontology annotation, molecular function: Arp2/3 complex binding; protein binding. The record is from RefSeq and is a predicted model, not a curated record. Lineage: Eukaryota; Metazoa; Chordata; Actinopteri; Batrachoidiformes; Batrachoididae. Gene Ontology annotation, biological process: endocytosis. The coding region runs from base 180 to 2372 and encodes 730 amino acids. The transcript is spliced from 13 exons.
UGCGCUCCACGGCGCCCCUUGCGGCGGUUAGCGGGUGCAGCAGGUCAGAUGAUCAGCUGUAGAUUCUGGUCGUGGUCAUGCUUUCAUAACCGCUUUAAAACACCUUCACCACGAACACGUCCGUGCACUCGGAGGCAGGUUGUAGUGGUCUGAGUGGGUUAAAGGCUCGUUAAAGCAGCAUGUAUCGCUCUCUGUACGCCUUCCGAUCCGCCGAGCCCAACUCGCUGCACUUCUCGGCCGGAGAAAGCUUCAUAAUCCUGGAGAGGAGCAACAAACACUGGUGGCUGGGCUCCCGCUGCAGCUCCGGAGAAACCGGCUACAUCCCCGCGUCCUACAUCGAAAAAAUCCAGACUCCGGAGCAGGAUGAGGUGUUGCAGUCGAUUGACAGAGCAAUCGAAGGCAUCCACAACGUGGCCUUAAAAAAUGGCGGCAAAUACAAUCUGGAGCAGCGAGAUGUUCUGCAAAAGUUGAUCCAUCACAGAAAGGAGACCCUCGCACGCCGAACUACUUCCUCCUCCGCUCACAAACAGAGCCUCCCCACUUCCAGCAGUGAAAUCGCUCUCAGUCAGACUCCUCCUCCACCAAAUGGCCUUAACCAGGACUACGCACGGCAGGGCAGCAUGCUGUUAUCAGGAAGUGUGGACAACAUGCAACAAGAACAGGGCUGUUACCAGGCGCCUCCUCAGCCUCGGCGUGCUGCGCCCAUCACCCCGCCUCCCCCGGAAAAACAGAGGAACAGCCGGCAUGGAGCAGAGCCUGAGGUGCCCUCCCGGCUGUCCUCUCUUACUCCGUCGCCUGGCCCGUCCCUCUCAAUCAGCACCACCUCCUUAGAUUCUGGCUCCUCCCACUCACUGGCAUCUUCUGAUGUUAGUCUGCCAAGUGUUUCCAGCACCCCUCCUCCACCUGUGCCAUCCCGUGUGAAGCCCACGGAGGUUCUGCCCUCUGACACUCCUCUUCAGCCAGCUCCUGCCAAGAAGAGUCCGGCACCUCAGCCUCCCCAGCCCACCCCCACGCCCUCUGUAAACGACCAACUGGAAAGUUGCCGGCCUGUCACUCCCCUGUCUGUUGCUGAAAGCCCUUUAGGCAGUCCAACUGCCUCUGAGCCUGUUCCCAUGACUACAGGGCCUGAACUGAUUGAGCUGGUACGAAAGAAUACAGGUUUGAGUUACGAGCUGUCGCGGGUCACUGUGGGCGUGGUGAUCGGACAUCUGCAGACCGCCUUACCUCAAGCGUCUUCUGCACUGGAGCAGGUGCUCCUCUCACUGGUGGAGAGCAAGGAUUUGAGUGCGGCUUUACCACAGGGGCAGGUGUGUCAUGAUGAACAGCGGCUGGAGGUGAUCUUCAACGACCUUGCACAGCACCGCAACGACUCCCAGCAACGUAGCUGGGCCCUUUAUGAAGAUCACGCUCUCAUCGCCUGCUACCUCGAGGAGCUGCUGAAGAUACUGACUGAUGCAGAUCCAGAGGUGUGUAGGAGGAUGUGUAAGGCCAACGACUGUGAGCAUGUGCUUUCUCUGGUUUCAUAUUACCAGAUGGAGCAUCGUGUCUCUUUGAGGCUGCUGCUGCUCAAAGUGUUUGGGGCGAUGUGCAGCUUGGAUGCUGCUCUAAUCUCCACCCUCCUCAACUCCAUUUUACCCAUGGAGCUGGCACGGGACCUGCAGACCGACACUCAAGAGCACCAGAAGAUGUGUUACACAGCGUUGGUACUGACGAUGAUAUUUUCAAUGGGUGAGCAGGUGCCGUAUCACCAUUAUGAACACUUGAAUGCUGAGUUUGUUGGGUUUUUACUGGGCGUAGUGGAGGACGGGCUUCCCUCUGACCUCAUGGAGCAGCUCCCUGACAUCUUCCUGAACCUCCUGCUGGCUUUCAAUCUGCACCACACAGUGCUCAGCACCAACGUCAUUAUGGGGGAGCUGAAGAAGAAAAAUGUUAAGAUCCUGUCAGAGAAAGUCCUGCUGCUUCUGAACCGCGGAGACGACCCUGUGUGUAUGUUCAAGCACAACCCGCCUGCACCGCACUCGGUGCUCAAGUUUCUGCAGGAUGUCUUUUCCAGCCCUGAGACUGCAGACAUCUUCUACCGCACUGACAUGAUGGUGAUGAUUGACAUCAGCGUUCGGCAGAUAGCCGAUCUUUCCCCAGGAGACAAGCUGCGGAUGGAGUAUCUCUCCCUCAUGCACUCCAUCAUGCGCUCGACAGACUACCUGGAGCACCAGCACCGCCUCUCUGACCUGCAGUCGGCGCUGCAGAGGAUUCUCAGGGAAGAGGAUGAUCCAGGAGAUGAUGAUGGGAGCACCACAGCCAAACAGAUGGAUAAGCUAAUUGUGCAGCAGAUGUACCAGGAGUUCCCUCAGAUCUGCCAGACCCUGGAUUAACCGUAUCAGUAUGAUGCUCACACACUGUAGUCUGAUUCCUUCUAACGCAGGGUCGCAUCAUAAAGCUUGAAAGAAGAAAUUGACGUUUGACUGGACGCCUUGUUUGUUUUUUUGCUGAGGGGGGAAAAGAAAAAGUUUUGACAAAAUGUUCUUAGACUUGAAGUGCAGAGCUCCAGGGUGACGGCUUGUGGUGUUGGUUCAAAAGGAUCUUGUUUACCCCAGAUUCUCAACUAUUUAUUUGUCUAGCAUAUGCAAAAUGUUAUAUUUUAUCAGUAAGGUGGAAAUAAUGUGAAUACACAAAAUAAAUUGAAAAGCCACGGACACACAGCUGAGGUUUAGUCAUCUUUGUAGACUGAAAAUGGCCAAAAUACAGGACAAACCACGGAGCUUAUUCUCACAAUUAAUUCUGAGCAAUAAUAAUAAAAACAUGAUCGAAACUGUGUACUCAGUGUAUUUUGAAAAUAUUACAGCUGCCAUCAGAAACCUUAUUCUAAUGUUAACCAAAAUAACUUGAACCAAAUAGUUUUCAGAGUAUUGCUAAAGAGCAGGCAGAUAUGUAGUUGUUACAGUUAGCAGUGCCAGAUUGACAGUAUUUCUGUGAGCCCAGUUGCUUCUGUACACCAUCACAAGGAUCCUGUAAAGAAACCAGAUGUUCUUGUAGAGUAGUCGUAGCUUUAAUUCAGUACGGCAUUAACAGUUAGGAGUUAAAACCAUUUAUAAACAGUCUCAACAUUUGAUGGCUUGUCUCCUUCUUGAAUGGCCACCUGAGAACAGCCUAAUCCACACAUUUAUCAUGUAAUUUAUAUUUAUUAAUGGUUGUCAUAAGACCUAUCAUGUGAUUUGGAAGUGUUCAUGUAUCCGUCCCCUUCUUUGUCUAAACAAAACUGUUUGUAAAAGUGAUGAUUUUCGUGAACAAUAAUCCUGGUAUUUAGUUUCUCCAAUUAUUUAUGGGUCCUGAAAAUGGAGGCAGUGUGUAUACAAAUGGCUCAACCGCCUAUGGUUAUUCAGAUGUUUUUGUUAGACCCCUUGAAUUAAAGCUGAGCAUUUACACUACACGGACAUCUCGUUGUUUCAUUUCAACUUCAUUGUGGGGUGCACAGAAGCAAAAUGUUGAAACCUGUCAUUGUCCAAAUACUUAUGAACUCGGCGGUAACCCUUUAUGUGCUUCCCUUUUAGUGGGACCAAACUACUUUGUGUUACAGAGAACAUUCUUUUUCUUAGAUAAUACACUGACUUCAUCUUUCGGUGUCCACCCCCUGGUUCAUUAAUAAGUUACACAAAUUUAUCAUGUUUUCCGUCAUUGUGAGACAAGCAUAUUCUGUGUAAUGUGGUGUAUUCACUGAGCUUUUAGCUGAGUAACUUGCCAUUUUGCCAUUACAGUAAUGCUGCAACAUAUUGAGCCUCUCUUAUGCCUGUAGGGGGCGCUGUAGCCAGCGUUUUCAGGAUGAUUCUUUUGUUACUGUCUUUCAAAGAGCCCUUGUAUCAUCACCAUCAUCGUGAUGCUGUACAGUACUUAUGCACAUUUAAAAUACCAGCAGUCAUUUGCUGGUUGCAUAUCAGUUGGAUCGAUGUUUGUGUCCACGUGUGGCGUUCACACUAACCGCUGCAAUAAGGCUUUGUAACGCUCUUGUAAUAUUGCUGUAAUAUUUUGAGUCUUGGCAGAUGCAGGCUGUGGUUUUCUGAGCAGAAAAGUGAUUUGGUGUUGAAGACUUGCACAUAUGGUCUUACUGAAAAUCAGCAGAGGUGGACAGACUACAGGGUAUUUAUUUAUUACCUUAUACUUAACCAGUUAAAUGGUCCUUCAAAGUAAAUUUUGAAGAGCUAAAUUUGACUUGGUGAAUACAAAUGUCCCAAGUCAAAAUUGUGUUAAAGGAACUCUGUCAUGGUGUGAAACAAAUUCUAUCAUAGUGUUAAAUUAGCUCUAUAUAUAGAGUUAAACCAGCUACCAAUAAGUCACCUCUUCCAUAGCCUUACACAGUCUCAUAGCAUUAAAAUGACUCUCUUAGAUUUAAACGGACUUCGUCAUAGUGUUAAAAUGACUCUCAUGCUGUUAAGCACUUUGUCAUAGCGUUAAAAUGACUCAUAGCAUAAAACGGACUUUGUCAUAGCGUUAAAAUGGCUAUUGCAGUGUUAAACUGUCACAUCAUUAAACCUGCUGUAGUGUUAAUUUGAUCAAAUGAAAUAAAACUUUGAUUCAUACUAUGAUAGAAUUAAGUUAACACUGGUAGAGUUGAUUUAGUGCUACUUUAAUUGAGACCAUAUGUACUCAUUGCAGAGUCAAUUUAACUUGUUCAAACGCUCCUAUUUUGUGGUUCUCUUGUGUGGUAACUCAUUGGCCCGAUCCUUCACUAUAAUCUGAUUCCGUUCCUGAAGUUGCAUCUUCAUCUGGACACACAUCAGUGGUUCUGUAGUUGGUGUGCAGACUAUUAUUCUUUAUAAUUCUGUUUACAUUGUGUAUGUGUGAGAGAGGAGUGUUGUCUUUCUAGGACUAUCGUGUCUGCAAAAGUGCUGAGAUGUGUCAUAAUAAUACUAAUAAAGCUAUAUUUUAACAAUGGAAAUAGAUGGUGUUGGUGGGUAACCAUAUAUUUUUGCCAGUGUUUAUGAAAAAGACAUGUUUAUGAUGUAAUAAAAACCUUUAUUCAAA